CGCAGCAGCACCGACGCUCUCUCUGGACUAAAGGCAAAUGUGGCGGCAUCACCUGUAGCUUGUGUACGCGGCGCCCACGUCCAUCCCCCCCCCACCCUCCGGCUUCCUUCUACGGGAAAAGGAUGGCGCGCGCGGAGCGGCAGCCGCGGCCGAGUCAUCAACACCGCGGACCGCUGCGUUCUCGUCCAGGUGGCGCGGCCAGGACGAGCUGAUCCCACGUAGAACAAGUGGGAGGAAGCAAAGAGCUGCGUGUGAGGCGCCAGGAGGAUCAUUUGCAGGAUAUUAACAGGAGACAUUCUCUCCCAGAAACAGAGCGUCCAGAUGAAUCCCAUGACUCAGCUUUACUACAAGAAGGCGACGUACUCGCCAUACCGCGACCGCAUCCCGCUGCAGAUCGUGCGGGCCGAAGUGGAGUUGUCGGCGGAGGAGCGGGCCUACCUCACGGCGGUGGAGAAGGGCGACUAUGCAGGUGUCAAACACGCUCUCCGUGAGGCGGAGGUCUACUACAACAUGGACGUCAACUGUCUGGACCCGCUGGGCCGCAGCGCUCUACUCAUCGCCAUCGAGAACGAGAACCUGGAGAUCAUGGAGCUCUUGCUGGACCAUGGCAUCCAUACCGGCGAUGCCUUGCUCUACGCCAUCAGAAAGGAGGUGGUGGGCGCCGUGGAGCUGCUGCUGUCACACAGAAGGCCGAGCGGUGAGAAACAGGUUCCUUCUCUGAUGAUGGACAGUCAGUUUUCUGAGUUCACCCCCGACAUAACUCCAAUCAUGCUUGCUGCUCACACCAACAACUACGAGAUCAUCAAGCUGUUGGUGCAGAGGAAGGUCACCAUCCCCAGACCGCACCAGAUCCGCUGUGACUGUGUGGAGUGUGUCUCCAGUUCAGAGGUGGACAGCCUACGGCACUCACGGUCUCGACUUAACAUUUACAAGGCUUUGGCGUCACCCUCACUCAUUGCACUGUCCAGCGAGGAUCCGAUCCUGACGGCCUUCAGAUUGGGCUGGGAACUCAAAGAGCUCAGCAAGGUGGAGAAUGAGUUCCGUCAGGAGUAUGAGGAACUGUCUCAGCAGUGUAAACGUUUUGCCAAGGACCUUCUGGACCAGGCCAGGAGUUCCAGGGAACUUGAGACCAUCCUGAACCACAGGGACAAUGACCAGAGCGAAGAACUGGACCCUAGACAGUGCCACGACUUGGCCAAACUCAAGCUAGCCAUCAAAUAUCACCAAAAAGAGUUUGUGGCGCAGCCAAACUGCCAGCAGCUGUUGGCCACCUUAUGGUACGACGGCUUCCCUGGCUGGAGGCGGCGCCACUGGGUGGUCAAGCUGGUCACCUGUUUCAUCAUCGGACUCCUGUUCCCGGUCUUCUCACUGAUCUACCUGCUGGCCCCCAAAAGCGCGCUGGGACGCUUUAUCAAGAAGCCCUUCAUCAAGUUCAUCUGUCAUACGGCAUCCUACCUGACCUUCCUCUUCCUGCUGCUGCUGGCCUCGCAGCACAUCGCUCGCACCAACCUGCACAUGCAAGGACCGCCGCCCACCAUCGUGGAGUGGAUGAUUCUGCCGUGGGUGCUGGGAUUCAUCUGGGCAGAGAUAAAGGAGAUGUGGGACGGGGGCUUCACAGAGUAUAUCCAUGACUGGUGGAAUCUGAUGGAUUUCGCCAUGAACUCCCUCUACCUUGCCACAAUAUCACUGAAGAUAGUGGCCUAUGUGAAGUACAACUCCUCGAGGCCGAGGGAGGAGUGGGAGAUGUGGCACCCCACGCUUAUCGCCGAGGCGCUAUUCGCCAUCGCCAACAUCUUCAGCUCGCUGCGACUCAUUUCGCUCUUCACCGCCAACUCGCACUUGGGGCCACUACAGAUCUCUCUGGGGAGGAUGCUGCUGGACAUCCUCAAGUUCCUUUUCAUCUACUGCUUGGUCCUGCUGGCGUUUGCCAACGGUCUGAACCAGCUGUACUUCUACUACGAGACCACGGCCUCAGAAGAACCCAACAACUGCAAAGGCAUCCGAUGCGAACGGCAGAACAACGCUUUCUCAACGCUCUUUGAGACACUGCAGUCGCUCUUCUGGUCCAUAUUCGGUCUGCUCAACCUCUACGUCACCAACGUGAAGGCUCGCCACGAGUUCACAGAGUUUGUGGGAGCGACCAUGUUUGGCACAUACAACGUGAUCUCACUGGUGGUUCUCCUCAACAUGCUCAUCGCCAUGAUGAACAAUUCGUAUCAGCUCAUUGCUGACCACGCUGACAUCGAGUGGAAGUUCGCCCGCACCAAGCUGUGGAUGAGCUACUUUGACGAAGGUGGAACACUGCCGCCUCCGUUCAACAUCGUCCCGAGCCCCAAGUCCAUCUGGUACCUGCUCAUGUGGCUCCACAAUAAGCUGUGUGGCCGAGGACAGCUGCCCGGGGACGAUCCGCACAAGUGCGAGAACCUACGAGAGUUCACCGAGCGUCAUGCUGACAGUCUGAUACAGAACCAGCACUACCAGGAAGUCAUCCGGAGCCUGGUGAAGAGGUACGUGGCCGCCAUGAUCCGCAGCGCCAAGACAGACGAGGGUCUGACGGAGGAAAAUUUUAAGGAGUUAAAGCAGGACAUCUCCAGUUUCCGCUACGAGGUCCUGGAUCUGCUCGGCAACAGGCGUCCUCCUCGCCGACAUUACUCCUCCUCGAGCGAUGCGGCCAGAGACGAUGGGGGUGUGGCCUCGGAGGACGACAGCGAUCCGGGCGACGGCCAGCGAUCGAAGGGCGUGACCUUCACCACGCCCCUGGUGGACAAUUCCAGGCAAGCGUCGACGCUGGGCGUCUCCGCCCUGGUGCGCUCCAUUUCCGGGAUGAGUGGCGUGGAGAAAGAGGGCGGGGCCGAUGCGGGGGAGGAGGACUGUGUGGGCUGGGGUGAGGAGGAGGAGGAGGAGGAAGAAGAGGAGGAAGGCAAACCAAAGAGCAAUGGGCUGAAGACAACGGGGGUCCUGCUUUCUGCCACCACCACCCUUACCCCGCCGUCGUCGUCAUCGCUGGCAUCGGCGCUGUCGUCCUCGCUGGCUCGCACGAGGAACCGCCUACAGCGUAUGUCGGCGCCGACGGCAAAGACGGAUUCCUUUAAGCGCCUGUCCUUCCUGUUCUCCCGCUCCAAACGCAGAGCCCCGCCCAUGCCACUUCCCCUCCAAGCCCCGCCUUCCUACACCAUCUCCGACGGGCUGCUCUUGCCGCGGGGGGGCCGCGGCGACUUGGGACUGGGUAGCGUGACCCGGAGCGAGACUUGCCUGAACGAGGUGGGCCGCUCUGUGGACGCCGGCAGCCCCUCCUUCUCGCCGCACAGAACAAACGGACGUGAUUCGCUCCUGACGCUGCCCCCGCCGCCGUGCCCCUGCCAAUCGCUGCACUGCGCCUCCAACAUGUCCGAGUCCAGCUCACGCCUCUUGGACUCCAGCGAGGACGUUUUCCAGGUCGGCGGUGGCGGCAUGGAGGGCGCCGGCGGGAGCGGGCUGAUGAUGGUGAUGGGAGGGUGGGUCGGACCUUGUGACGACACCGUCGAGGACAGCUGCGAAGUCAUCGAGGACUCGGUCAGCACGCAACUAUAGGCGGCGACGUCUGACUGGUCUAAUGCUCGAGAUAGGAGGCCGGCCCAAUUAAAAGCCACGCCCACUGGAACGGGACAUUAGCUCGCUGAACGUGCAUUAGCCCGUUAACAAGGCAAUUAGCGCAUCGGCCUAUCGUUUGUUUUUGAUUUUUUUUUUUUACGCGCUGACAUCACUUUGCAAUAAGACACAUUUUUUGGAACGUCUGACAGUCGGUUACAGAAUGAGGAGCCGCAAAAACGUCAAAAACGGCAAAAUAAACGGACGAGCUGGUUUGUCCCUUUAAACAAUUCAAGCCGCUGGAACACAGGAAGUACCAGGACUGGACCAAAGUCUAAAUGGCUUAAGAAGGACAAAGAGAAGCCCCGCCCCCUUGACACUACUGUGACCGCCUGCAUCCCCCCCUCCCCCCCUUCUGCACCAAUCAGGGCCAAGGAACGUCUUUCUAACACUUUUACUAGUAAUAACACUAUUAAUAAUAUUAAUAAUAAUAAUAAUAACACUAAUAAGGACUUUUGUGGUUUGCUUCUUGUUGCCUCUGAGACUUCUCUCCUUCGGUUCUUCCUCUUUUUUUCUUACCUUUUUUCUAAGCCGCUCGAUCAAAAACAAAACCUUGUUGGAUGUGAAAGACGGCGGUGGAGGACAAGUGAGGACACGCUCGUCUCUUUGCUACUAACGCCAACCUUCUUUUCAUCUCUAGAAGAUUCUUUAGGAGUCGCUCCGGCAAGAGCGGACGACUUUGACGCGACUCUAAGCGCUACAGAAAUUAUACAUGUUUGAGCACACACACGCACACACUGCUUCUUCAACGUCUUUCCCCCCAAAAACAUGAGGCUGCAGUAACCACCAGCGCCACCAGGGGCAGCGUUACUAUAGUGACCUGCUGCAACACUGAUUGGGCGGAGCAUCCAUCACCAAUCGCCAUAACGACACAGAAACCUCUUAAAGGACAUACACCCCCAAAUAUUAGACGUGAACACACUUAUUGACCAGUAUUGACAGCCGUAAAAGCUCCUUCGAUUGACGAGCACACACACACACACACAGAGCUGAUAAUCAAUCAUUCUGAUGGAUCAAUAUCAGUAAUGGUGGUCUGAUUCCCUACAGUGUGUGUGUACGCGUGUGUGUGUGUUGUCCCAUCUGCUUCUUUAGAAGACUAAUCUCCUUCGGUGACACACACUCAGACAGCACUGUCUCCUGAGGGCGGGGCUUCAUCAUGUUUUAUUCAUACACGCGCGUGCAUGUGGCUUUACAUGCAUGUGCCCAAUCACUCACACAAAUUAUUACUGUACACACAGGACGUUAUAUCACUUUGACCAUACGAUUUAUGUUCAGACAACAGCAGGAAAACAAGGACAAACACACAGGGCGUGAAUAAUAGCAGUGUGUUUGUGUGAGAGUGUGUGUGAGAGAGUAUUGGUCUCGACACUAAUUAAACCUUAAAGGAAAACUGCAACUUUGGGGGAAAUGUCAUUUCUUCAACCAUGCACAAUCCCCAUGUGAGACAAAAACUCUCUUUUCUGUGCGUCCUUAAUACAUUAAAAACAAAUGCUAAUAAGAGGUGGCUAACAUUGCAGGUAAUAGGGGUUGAAUCUAUCUCACAUAUAAAGCACUCUAAAAAAACAACAGCGCUGGGGAUACAUGCUGAGAAUAAACUGUAUCUGUAACGUAGUAAAAGGUUUGAUAACAUGGAAUAUUUACUGUAUUUUUCUCGUUUUCAAAUAUGCGAUAUGUCUGAGAAAAACUAAGUUUUAAACAUUCAUUUUUGCGUCAAAUAAUCACUUUUGAAUUUCCUUUUAACAACAUAUCAAAAAAAUAUGAUCCAAACAAGUUGUGCAGUGAACGGAGAGACGGCAGGGACACCGAAACAAGGUCGCGACUUAGCAUAAUUAGCAUGAUCUAGCUCGCGUUGACGUCUGUUUACUAUGCUGCUAAUCAUAUUUGCUUGAUUACAAUCCCAACACUCUUAGAAUUCUGAACCAGUUGUAGUUCCGGAGCGUUUAUUAGUAGCCAGUGAGAAGGUGUAUUUUAGACGUGACGCAUGUAAACAGCAGAAGUAUAUUACCCAAGGGGGCGUGGCUAUAGGAUAAAGUUGCCAAAUGGGAAACGUUUUCUAAGUUUGUUGCAUGCAUGUUACAUAUUAGUACAUUACAUUUUCAAUUAUAAUGAUGUUAUUAUAUUAUCUACUAAAAAAACAUGUGAUGCUGUGGUACAUUACAUGGACAUAUAAGUGUCAAAAAGACAGCCAAAAUAGUAUAUAUAUAUAUAUAUAUGUAUACGGUAUAUCUAUCCAUCCAUCUAUCUAUAUAUAUAUAUAUAUAUAUAUAUA
Molecule: messenger RNA, 5896 nt
Organism: Nerophis ophidion (straightnose pipefish)
Lineage: Eukaryota; Metazoa; Chordata; Actinopteri; Syngnathiformes; Syngnathidae
Gene: trpc5a
Product: transient receptor potential cation channel, subfamily C, member 5a
Exons: 16
Coding region: 322-3570 (1082 amino acids)
Biological process (GO): calcium ion transmembrane transport; regulation of cytosolic calcium ion concentration; manganese ion transport
Cellular component (GO): membrane; cation channel complex
Molecular function (GO): inositol 1,4,5 trisphosphate binding; protein binding; store-operated calcium channel activity
Source: RefSeq, a predicted model, not a curated record